AUGAGCAUCACCCAAACCUACUAUCUCGCCCACACCGCCCGCAAGAAGCUCACCCGUGAAGCUUCCCGGGCGGACCAUGAUCUCCGCCUUCUGGUUGGCCACGCCAACCUCCUCGACUCGCUCAUGCUGGAGCUGGCUGAUGCCGAACGUGAACAAGAACAUUGGUUCAACCAGACCGUCAGCGGUGUGACCAAGACCUCCCACCACUCCGAGCCUCGACACAUCCAAUGGGCGGAGACUGUCGUUGAGGACCCGGAGGAGGACUGGGAUCCCGAGGACCUUUCUGACGCCGACUCCGACGUCAGCGAGGAUGACUCCGACUACGACGAAGACCAGUAUGAGCCCACUACCUACAGUCCAGUGCGACGACGGGCUCCCUCCCCGGUGGCCAUCAUCACCGAGAAAGAAAUCGAGGAGGACUACGACUCCGAUUCUGAUUCCGACUUUGAGUACGACGAUGAGGAGGAUCUGGAAGAAUUGACCCUGACCCGCUCGCCGUCCCGGCAAACCCCACCCGAGCUGCUGUCCGACUCCGAUGGAGAGUCGGAAGACGACACCAUGCCCCCUUCACCUCCUCAACCAACCCUGGAAACAUUCAACGAGAAGGAGCCGCAAACCGCGGAAAUCCCUCUCUCCCCGACUGAUCUGGAGAAUGGCUACUACGUUCCCGGCCAAGCGCCAAGUGCGAUGCUUGAAGCUUAUUGA
This is a messenger RNA of Aspergillus brunneoviolaceus CBS 621.78, 705 nucleotides long. RefSeq lists its product as uncharacterized. The record is from RefSeq and is a predicted model, not a curated record. NCBI's taxonomy places the organism in Eukaryota, Fungi, Ascomycota, Eurotiomycetes, Eurotiales, Aspergillaceae. The transcript has a single exon. The coding region runs from base 1 to 705 and encodes 234 amino acids.